CUCGAACCUUCCCCUUCCUUUUCCAUCUUUACUUUCCUCUCUCCCAAACCAGCUUCCUUCCCAAACCAGCUUCCUUCCCAAACGAGCCGGCGCCCCCCGUCUGCCAUCACCGGCAAUCAUGCUCCUACACCCCCCCUUUUGCACGCCUACGCGCCUUACCCCUUGCAUGCCUGCACCCUCAUCUGCACCGAGCCCUGCCUUGCCGCCUGCGCCCCUGCUGCUACACCUCCUGCACUCUGCGCCCAAUCACGCGCCCCUGCCUCCUGCAUGCUACAGCCAUACAGAAAAAAACAGCCAAUACUAGACAAAAUUGGCAUCAUUAGUGAUUGACAGAGCAAGGCUUUUUCAUUUUAUUUUAUUUUGUUGUUUGGGUACAUAUAUAGAGCAAAAAAGCAGAGUACAGGGAGGUCGAGGGGGGCUUUUUGGUUGAUUUUGGGUCUAUUUGUUGGGGAGUCUCGUCUGAGUUUUUGAGAGCAGUAGAAGGGGAUUUAGUGGAGAAGAAAGGGGGCAACAACGGCGGUUGAGAGGAAGGAUCACUGAGCUUCCAGAGAAGCUUCAUUUUCUGAGUUUCAUUGCUGAAGGUAUUUUCUGAAAUAGAGGGAUUUUGGGGAAGGGUAGUGAAGGAGACGAACGGAGCCUGGUCUCGUGGGUGGGAUCCCGCCCUUCUGAUCUGGAUUUACCUCCUCCUAAAAAUUCCGCCGUGGGUGUUUCUGUUAUUUUUUGUUGAUUUUGUUUAGAUCUGUGUUUAAGCUUGUAUUUAGUUGUUGGAAAAUGAAUGGGAAUCAAAGAUUGUUCUGUUUAUUUUACCUGAUGAAUUUGUUUCUUGCUGAAAAUGAGAAGUAAAAUGAUGAACUCUAA
Molecule: messenger RNA, 858 nt
Organism: Rubroshorea leprosula
Lineage: Eukaryota; Viridiplantae; Streptophyta; Magnoliopsida; Malvales; Dipterocarpaceae
Source: the annotation of a GenBank genome assembly